GAAGACGAAGGAAAAGCGAAGAGAAGCAAGAUAAUGAUGAAGGGGAAGACAAAAGAAAAGAAUUAGAUGACGAAAGCAAGAAGGAAGAUGAUAAAGAGGAAAGCAAUGAACGAAAAGGAAGUAAUUAA
Molecule: messenger RNA, 128 nt
Organism: Funneliformis geosporum
Lineage: Eukaryota; Fungi; Glomeromycota; Glomeromycetes; Glomerales; Glomeraceae
Source: the annotation of a GenBank genome assembly